GCUUGCUCCAAGACCCCUCGUCCAUUAUGGACCAAGAUAGCUGCUUCCUUUGUUUCGACGAGUUCAAGGACGCCGAUGUCAUUUGAUCAUGUAACAGCUUGAUCUGCUUAAAACUCAGGAACAUGCUCUGUUUCAUGCCCUGUAACCCUGCCACAGGCUUAAGGUUCAACAAGAUACCACCAUUAAUUCAUGCCGGUUUCUUUAGUCUCAAUUAUGGCUUCGGCUAUGAUAUUUCAUGUGACACUUACAAGGUUGUGGUAUUGCUGAAUGAACCUCUGGAUCAGAGGGUGUGCAAGACAAUGGUUCAUUGCAUUGGUGAGAGUUGCUGGAGAGAGAUUCUGAGCAUCCCUGACAGCCCAAUUGACUUUCGUCAUUCCAAUGGACUCUUUGUAGGUGGCUGCGUUAAUUGGUUAGCGCGCCAGUUGGUGAUUAUUUCCCUUGACAUGCGUCAGGAGACAUACCGCUUGUUGUCACUGCCUGAGGGUAUUAGUGAGCUGCCUCGUGCUCAGAUAUAGGUUUUGGGGAAUUGCCUUUGCCUUUUUUAUGACCAUAAGGGAACCCAUUUUGUUGCGUGGAAAAUGACCGAGUAUGGAGUUCCAGAGUCUUGGACUCGUCUGUUGAGUAUCAGUUAUGAACAUCUUCAAUGUGAUCAUCGCCUUCAUCAUUGGCUGAUACGCUUGUAUGGAGAUGGAGACAUCUUUAUGCUUGCAAAAGAUGGGAAAUUAGCUAUCAUAUAUAAUCGAAGAUAUAGUAGUGUUAAAUAUCUUCAACUUCCCAACAACAACAAACAUUGGUUGGGUGCCACUGAUUAUGUAGAGAGUCUGGUUUCACCUUGUUAAGAUUAAGCUCAUUAGUGACAGUUUGUUUUCCCAAUUUAUCUUAUAGUUUUCCUCUUGUAACCAAAAAAAUUAUCUUAUGUAAGAAGU
This is a messenger RNA of Lotus japonicus, 926 nucleotides long. RefSeq names its product F-box/kelch-repeat protein At3g23880-like. NCBI's taxonomy places the organism in Eukaryota, Viridiplantae, Streptophyta, Magnoliopsida, Fabales, Fabaceae. Bases 123 to 515 code for a protein of 130 amino acids. The transcript is spliced from 2 exons. The record is from RefSeq and is a predicted model, not a curated record.